Messenger RNA from Mya arenaria, 2223 nucleotides. RefSeq names its product elastase-like. The transcript is spliced from 3 exons. The record is from RefSeq and is a predicted model, not a curated record. Lineage: Eukaryota; Metazoa; Mollusca; Bivalvia; Myida; Myidae. Gene Ontology annotation, biological process: proteolysis. Gene Ontology annotation, molecular function: metalloendopeptidase activity. Bases 70 to 2058 code for a protein of 662 amino acids.
CUUAUACAGGAGGCCGGCUAUAAAAAUUCCCACUGACGCCAGUCGGGCCCGAGUGCUCAAGUUAAAAGGAUGGAUCGCUUUGCCUUUCAAUUUGCAUUUUGCGUUUUGGUCGGAAGUGUGACGGUUGCUGAUGCGGCACACAAGGUGGACGCGCAUUACCAUGCCCAGAAGGUCAUAAAGGAGCGGAAACUGAGCGCAUUGGACCGCCGAGAAUUGCCACCAUUGGACGCCACAGAAUUGUUCGGAAUGACCGCAGGUGAAAGUCUGGAGACCGAACGAGAAGCGAAAAAUGUGCUGGGAACACGCAUUGAACGCAUGAAAGAAAAAUAUCUCGGAGUGGACGUUUAUGACAUCGUUGUUACCGUUCGGAAGACGAAAGACGGUCACUUCACUGGAGACGCUUCGGGAAACAUCCUGCAGGGUAUCGAAGCAGACCUUUCGGACACAGAGGCUGAGCUCUCGGACGAAGAUACUUUGAAAAUAGCAAUCAAAGCGGAGGGGGAUCACUUCAGGGAUGUGGUAAACCCGACCUACACAAAGUUUAUCUACCUUCACACUGACGAAACUGCACGAUUAGUUAACCGUGUGUCUUACUUAGUUGAUGGAGAAAAACGGCCGAUUUACAUAAUUGACCUGAAGUCGGGUGAAGUACUGCAAAAUUGGCAAGGUCUCAGCACGUAUCCUUGCUGCAAUAAGGAAAAGUACACUGCGUCUGGUGGAAAUAUCAAGAUGGGAAAGAUAAUGUACGGCGACAUGCCGCAUUGCCUCACACCGACAAUAGAUAACGGGAUAUGUUACCUCGAAAAUGACUAUGUCCGAGUUGUCGACAUGCUGAAUUCAUUUAAUAAUACGAUUGUUGAAACAGCAAGUUUUCCGUGCGACUUGGGAUACGGCGACGAAGUUAACGGUGCGUUUUCCCCAGCCAUAGACGCUUUCUUCUACGGAACGGUUGUCGCGAAAAUGUAUGAAGAGUGGUUUGAUAGCAAAGCGUUGAAAGAAAAGAUCGUGCUUCGAGUACAUUUCGGAGAUGCCUUCGAGAAUGCAUUUUGGAAUGGUGUAAACACAACCUUCGGUGAUGGCGACCAAAUGUUUCAUCCUCUAACCUCUCUAGAUGUUGUUAGCCAUGAGAUAGCGCACGGCGUUACUGAGCAGGGUUCUGGUCUAGAAUACAGAGGGGAAUCGGGUGGUAUGAAUGAAGCCUUCUCUGAUAUUAUGGGCGAGGCAAGUGAGGAAUACCUUCUCAAUCCCGACUUUAUGGUAGGACAGGAGUUGACAAAGACAAUGCCUUACUUGCGGGAGUUUGAGUCUCCAGACGCUGAUAAUAGGUCGAUUUCUUACGUAACUGAUAUGACGAAACAUCUAGAUACCCAUUUUAGUAGCGGUGUAUUCCGGAGGGUCUUUUGGGUCAUUGCCAAAAUACAUAACGUUCCAGUGCAACAGGCGGCUAAGGUAUUCCUUUACGCAAAUCGUAUGUACUGGCACAGCACCGCUGAUUUCUUUGACUGCUCGUGCGGAGUACUAAAAGCUGCCAUUGACCUUGGACUGGAUACGUAUCCAUACCACAUGGCGUUCGACGAUGUUGGUCUCAAACGCUGUGAUGUCACAAAACAUGUGUUCAGUCUCAACAACAACGUUACUCAGUCAGAUAUACAGGUCAGUAACUCAAUCAAUCCUACGUUCAAAAUCCCCACACCUCUUUGGGCCAAGGACCUCAUUAUUAGCGCUCACAGCGACGCUGGUGUAGAUGUACAAAUUACCGUUACAAAGUUGACCUAUGAGUUUGAAGGUGGAAAAUGCGCUGGAGCAGAUUAUCUUGGAUCGGGGACCAACCAGAUCGUAAUUAAGGAUGUUGGUGAAACCGACGUUUUUAUGAAACUGUCGCUAGUUGCCGCAUUGGAGGAGACUGUUCACGGAAACACAACCACGUCUGUACCGAUAACCGUAGAUCUAACAGCGGGGUAUACUUGUGACACCGAAUGGGGCUUGGAAUAUGACGACUUUAUGACAAAGUACUUCUUUAAAUCCGACUGCAAUCUGCCGUUUGAGGAUGAUUAUUAACUGGAACUUCUCGCAACGAUGAUGGCAGGCAAAUGUUUUGAAGAUAGUUCAGUUUAAUCUGGUUAUGCUAUUGCUUCAAUCGCUUUUUAAAUAUGUAAAUAAUGCACAAGUUCAUUUUGUUCUUGAAUAUUACAUUUAAGCAGAAUAAAUGCAGCAAUAUUGACA